Cinclus cinclus is the source of this 1010-nucleotide messenger RNA. It is a transcript of the gene CHST14, whose product is annotated as carbohydrate sulfotransferase 14. Gene Ontology annotation, molecular function: sulfotransferase activity. The coding region runs from base 7 to 978 and encodes 323 amino acids. Lineage: Eukaryota; Metazoa; Chordata; Aves; Passeriformes; Cinclidae. The transcript has a single exon. Gene Ontology annotation, cellular component: membrane. The record is from RefSeq and is a predicted model, not a curated record. Gene Ontology annotation, biological process: carbohydrate biosynthetic process; dermatan sulfate proteoglycan metabolic process.
CCCUCCAUGCUGAUGUUCGGCGUCAUCCUGGCCUCCAGCGGGCUCCUCCUCAUGAUCGAGCGCGGCAUCCUCGCCCAGGUCGGGCCGCCGCCGCUGCACCCGCCCGCGGGGCUGUCCCGGCGGGACGGGCGGGACUCGCCGGCGGAGCUGGAGCUGGAAGUGCUGCGGGACACGCGGAACCGCACGAUCCGCGCCCUGUGCGGGCAGCGCUCGAUGCCCCGCAGCGUCUGGGAGCUGCCGCCCGGGCAGCGCCGCACCGUGCUCCGGCACCUCCUGGUCAGCGACAAGUACCGCUUCCUCUACUGCUACGUCCCCAAGGUGGCCUGCUCCAACUGGAAGCGCAUCCUGAAGGUGCUGGACGGGGCUCUGGAGAGCGUGGACGUGCAGGGCAAGAUGGACCACAAGAGCGACCUGGUGUUCCUGGGCGACAUGAAGCCGGAGGAGAUCAGCUACCGCCUGAAGCACUACUACAAGUUCAUCUUCGUGCGGAACCCGAUGGAGAGGCUGCUCUCGGCCUACCGCAAUAAAUUCGGGGAGAUCAAGGAGUACCAGCAGAAGUACGGCGUGGAGAUCGUCCGGCGGUACCGGAAGAACGGGGGCAGCUCUGCGGGCGACGACGUGUCCUUCUCCGAGUUCCUGCAGUACCUGCUGGACGAGGACGUGGAGCGCAUGAACGAGCACUGGAUGCCCAUCUACAACCUGUGCCAGCCCUGCGCCGUCAGGUACGACUUCAUCGGCUCCUACGAGCGGCUGCACGCCGACGCCAACCACGUGCUGGAGCACAUCCAGUCUCCCUCCUUCGUCCGCUUCCCGGAGCGCCAAGCCUGGUACAAGCCCGUCACGGCCGAGACGCUGCACUACUACCUGUGCAACACCCAGCGCCGGCUGCUCAGAGAGCUCCUCCCCAAAUACAUCCUGGACUUCUCCCUCUUCGCCUACCCCCUGCCCAACAUCACCAGCGAGUUCUGCAGGCAGUGAGCAGCUCCUGUCCGCAGGGAAUUCUGCCUUGG